AUGGUCUUAUACCUCACCGUCGUUGAGCUGAUCUUCGGUCUGGGUACACCAUUGCAACUGGACACCGAGAGCAUAAUCAUCGGUAUGUUCACGAAGAUCGUGUACGCCAUGCCCAGCAAUGCCACGGACUUCACGAUACCCGGAGUCUCCUAUUCCAGAACGCAAAAGAGCAGAUGGAGCAUCUACAAGAUGCUAGAGAAAAUGGCAGGAUUGUAUGGAUUCGGGGGAAAAGCUUGCGUGAUGAAGGCUAUAUGCGAGGCUGCGUCCGCGCCCUUCGACGACAAAUUCGGUUUGCUGGGACAGUUGCUGCAAAUCUUCUUUAAGCCGUCCAGCACCGCGGAGGAGUACGACGAGUACUCGGACAGGGAGUACCGAGCAGCCGAGCAUUUGGGCGAGCAGGUGUCGGGACAGAGCUGCCACGCCCUUUAUCCGGAAUGCCGCAGAAGUGUGCUCGACGUGUUUUCCACGGUGAUCGCGUGA
Messenger RNA from Colletes gigas, 480 nucleotides. RefSeq lists its product as uncharacterized. The transcript has 3 exons. NCBI's taxonomy places the organism in Eukaryota, Metazoa, Arthropoda, Insecta, Hymenoptera, Colletidae. The record is from RefSeq and is a predicted model, not a curated record. Bases 1 to 480 code for a protein of 159 amino acids.